AUGGAACCGCGAGUUGCUGCUGCUGCUGCUGCUGUUGCUGCGGCUGCAGCAGCAGCAGCAGCAGCAGCUGCUGCUGCUGCUGCUGCUGCGGUUUCGUCAUCGAGGCCCCUCAACAAGCAGCAGCAGCAGCAGCAGCAGCAGCAGCAGCAGCAGCAGCAGCAGGAGACAAAUGAAACCUUUGCGGCGGCUGGAGAGAACUGUCUUCUGCGGCGAGUCACAGCAGCGGCAAAAGCGCUCAACAGCCCUCCCGUCGGCAGCAGCAACAGCAGCAGCAGCAACAGCAGCAGCAGCAGCAGCAGCAGCAGCAGCAGCAGCAGCAGCAGCAGGAUGGCAGGAAAUGCCCCGGCGAAGGAUUUGCUGAGCGUUGGCGGCCCCGAAGAGCCUCAAGCCCCCCCGGCCCCAGCAGCAGCGCAUCUGGGCGCCGCUCCCCCCCCACAGCAGCAGCAGCAGCAGCAGCAGCAGCAGCAGCAGCAGCAGCGGGGGCCGGCUGCAGCACGGGCUGCAGCAGCAGCAGCAGCAGCAGCUACGCCAGCAGCUGCAGCAGCAGCAGCAGCGAAGCCCCUCUCCGCGCACAGAGCGCUGCUCUCCUCCCUAGAGCCACGCCGGCAGCAGCAGCAGCAACAGCAGCAACAGCAACUGCAGCAGCAGCAGCAGCAGCAGCAGCAGCAGCAGCAGCAGCAGCUACUGAUGUUGCUGCCUUUCUUGCUUCAGGAAUGCGGCCCUCCGUUGUGCAGGCGCUUUGCCGCCCUGCGGGGGUCUGCCCAUAAGCAGCGUGCUGCUGCUGCUGCUGCUGCUGCUGCUGCUGCCGUUCCUGCUGCUGCUGCUGCUGCUGCUGGUGGGGCGGCUUCUGCGGGCAGAGCUGCUGCUGCUGCUGCUGCCAGGCAGCCCGCACCGCCGCGUGCUGCAGCUGCUGCGCAGCACAACAUUUGGCGACGCCCAGCAGCAGCAGCAGCAACAGCAGCAAAGCAGCAGCAGCUGCAGCAGCAGCCACUCGGGCAAGAUAGUGCGAGGCAGCAAGUCUUGCAUGAGCAGCUUCUGCUGCAGCUGGAUGCACUGCUGCUAGCGGCGAAGCAGCAGCAGCAGCAGCAGCAGCAGCAGCAGCAGCAGAUGGCACCAGAUGUUCUGUCUGUGAGCCAAACUGGUUUGCUGCUGAAGGCCAUCUUGUCGCUGCCGCUUCUUGCUGCUGCUGCUUCCUUCAGGGAGCUGCUGCUGCUGCAGCACCCGCUGCUGCAGCUGGCUGUGCGUUCAGUGUCUGCGAAUUGCGACUCGCUGCGUGCUGCAGCAGCAAAGGAUGCUCUGCUGCUGCUGCUCGUGCUGCCGCCCAAGCAGCAGCAGCAGCAGCAGCAGCAGCAGCAGCAGCAGCAGCCGAGGGUGCGUCAGCAGCGGCUGCUGAUUGCGCGUCUGGUGCGGCGGCUGCUGCUGGUGGGGGUUGAGCUGCAGGAGCAGCAGCAGCAGCAGCUGCUGCUGCUGCCGUUUUUGCUGCUGGCAAAGGACCCUUACUUUGCGCAGCAGGAAGGCUUGUGGCAGCAGCUGCUGCAGCAGCAGGUGGCAGCAGCUGCAAACGGCCCCUUGCUGCUGCAGCCGCAGCAGCAGCAAGAAGCAGCAGUGACGUGGGCCCUGCAGUGCCUCGCCACUGCAGCACGGACUGCCGCCAAGGCCAGCAGCAGCAGCAGCAGCAGCAGCAGCAGCAGCAGCAGCAGCAGCAGCAGCAGCGGGAGAGACAGCUCGUUUGUGUACGAGCUGGUGUGUCGCCACCUGGGAAGCGAGUGGCUGCUGACAGCAAGUGCUGCUGCUGCUGCUGCUGCGCUGCUGCAGCUCUGCCGCUUGGGGGCCCUCGAUGGGGCCCUUUUUGCUGCUGCUGCUGAGGGGCUGCUGGCGAAUGCGCAGCUGCAGCGGGAGGAGCUGCUGCUGCAGCUGCUGCAGCUGAUGGCUGUCUGCAAGACUUAUUUCGACACCCGCGUCAAUCCUGCUGCUGCUGCUGCUGCUGCUGCUGCUGCUGCGGCAGCAGAAGACGCUGCUGCUGCUCCAGGAGGCAGCAGCAGCAGCAGCAGCAGCAGCAGCAGCAGCAGCAAACAGCCGGCGCUGCUGCCCUCCGCAGGCUUGCUGCUGCAGCACCCGCUGUACACAGAGCGCAGCCGUUUGCUGCUGCGGCUGCUGCGGCUGCGGGUGUCUCUGCGUGCAGCAACAGCAGCAGCAGCAGCAGCAGUUGCUGAGGGCUUUGCACUGACUCAUCUGCUGCCAGCUUCUGCUUCCUACAAAAAAGUGCUGCUGCGCCGCUGCUGCAGCGGGCUGCUGCAGGAGCUGCAGCAGCCGCAGCAGUUUGCUGCUGCGCUGCUGCUGCUGAGCCGCCUGGGGAUGGGCCACGGCUCUGCUGCUCGCUUUGCUGCUGCUGCUGCUGCUGCGCGCUUUUUGCCCGCACUGCAGCCGCAGCAGUUUGCUGCGCUGCUGCUGCAGCUCCCCUUCGCAAACACUCUUGCUGCUACUGUUGCUGCCCACAAGGCGGCCAAGUCUGCUGCUGCUGCUGCUGCUGCGCGCCUAGCGUUUGCGGUGCUGCAGCAGCAGCUGAGGCAGCUGCAGCAGCAGCAGCAGCAGCAGACGCUGCUGCUGCCAGUGCUGCCAACCGAAUCCACAGACACCUCGCUUCCGGUCGCAACAGCAGCAGCAACACCAGCAGCAACACCAGCAGCAGCAGCAGCAGCAGCAGCAGCAGCAGAAGGCGAGGAAGCACUUGCUGCUGCUGAUGUCUUGGUGUCUUUGCUGCACAAGAUGCGCCUUGCGGGUUUUUGCCGGUUUGCCCCAGAAGCUGUUGCUGCUUGCUGCGCUGCAGCGGUUGCUGCUGCACCUCCAGCAGCAGCAGCAGCAGCAGCAGCAGCAGCAGCAGCAGGGGGGCUUGCUGCCCUCUCGCUGCCGCAGCUAGCUGUUGUUGCUGAAUGCUUUGCUGCCACCAACAGCAGCUUGCCGCAGCCACUUCUUGCUGCAGUGCUGCAGCGGCUGCGAGCUUCGGGGGGUGCAGCAGCAGCAGCAACAAUUGCUGCUAUGGCUAAAGCUGCUGCUGGAGAAAUUGCUCCUUAUGCCAAGUGCAGCACUCCAUUUGCUGCUGCUGCUUCUGCUGCUGCUGCUGCUGCUGCUGCUGCUGCUGCUGCUGCUGGCGCUGAUUCGGCAGCAGCUUUGGAAGGCCGGGCACUAGUUGUAGCUGGACGCGCAGAAGCAGCAGCAGCAGCAGCAGCAGCAGCAGCAGCAGCUGAAACAGCAGCAACAUCAGCAUCGCCAGCAGCAGCACUGGCCUCCCGUGAGCGGCUGCCCACAGUAGCAGCCACGGCAGCAGCAGCCGCUGCUGCUGCUGCUGCGUCGGCGGGAACUGAUGCUGCAGCAGCAGCAGCUGCUGCUGCUGCAGUUGCUGCCACGGCAAAGGAGCUGCUGCUGCUGCUGCUGCAGCUGGCUGAGCGGACACGGCUGACAGCAACAGAGGCCGUUGGCAUUAUGUGGGCUGCUGCUGCUGCUGGAGAGACUGCAGCAGCAGAAAAGCUGCUGCCGAGAACUACAAAGCUGUGCAUUAGCAGCAGCAGCAGCAGCGACAAACGCAGCAGCAGCAGCAACCGCAGCGGCACCCCUACUUUUAACCGCAGCAGCAGCAGCAGCAGCAGCAGCAGCAGCAGCAGCAGCAGCAGCAUUUAUGCGGUGCUGUGUAUGUGCAGCAUUUCGAAUUGGGCUCUGCUGAGGGGAGACAGAAGCUGCUGCUUGCAGCUCUAUGAGGCUUUGUGUCUUCUUGCUGCUGCAGCACCAGCAGCUGCAGCAGAGGCCCUGGGGGGGCUAGCUGCUGCUAGCAGCAUACCAGAGCUGCAGCAGCAGCAGCAGCAGCAGCAGCAGAUGGCGCAGCUGUCGCCCAUGCAGCAGUUUGAGCAGCAACUACUGCUACAAGAAGAGGCACAGCAGCAGCAGCAACAGCAGCAACAGCAGCAGCAGCAGCAAGAGCAGCAGUUGCUGCUCUCUCCCGUGGCAGCAGCAAUAGAGCACCUCAGCGCAGAUUCUGAUGGCCCAUUUAUGCAGCAACUUGCUGCUGCUCUUGGAACAACGGAAAGCACACUAGCUGCGCAGCCAGCAGCAGCAGCAGCAGCAGCAGAAGCAGCAGCAGCAGCAGCAGCAGCAGCAGACGCAGCAGCAGACGGAGCAGCAACGUGGAGCCUUGAGGGUCCUGAAGAUUUGGUGACACCACUUCCCCUGCUGCAGAGCAUUACGCAACCUGAAGCAGCAGCAGCAGACGGAGCAGCAGCAGGAUCAGCAGCAGCAGCAGCACUUGCUGCAGCAGCAGACGGAGCAGCAGCAGGAUCAACAGCAGCAGAAGCACUUGCUGCAGCAGCAGAGACAGCAGCAGCAGGAGCAGCAGCAGGAACAGCAGCAGCAUCAGCACUUUCCAGGCCUCCAGCAGCAGCAGCAGAAACACCCGUAGAAGCAGCACCUGAAGUCACAGCAACGAUCAAAGCAACAGCAGCAACAGCAGCAACAGCAGCAGCAGCAGCAGCAGCAGCAGCAGCAGCAGCAGCAGCAGCAGAUCCUCGAGAGUUCCUGCUGCUGCGGCGGCCUCUUGAAGGAGGAGAAGAGACACUACAGAAGGCAGCAGAUGCCUCCGUAUUGGCAGAGCUGCAAAUACGUAAGCAGCAGCAGCAGCAGCAGGAGCAGCAGCAGCAGCAGGAGCAGCAGCAGCAGCAGCAGCAGCAGCAGCUAGGGAGAUGCUGCUCUUUCGAAGCGCCAGGAGGCCGACAAGGCGACAU
Molecule: messenger RNA, 4769 nt
Organism: Eimeria necatrix
Lineage: Eukaryota; Apicomplexa; Conoidasida; Eucoccidiorida; Eimeriidae
Exons: 5
Biological process (GO): intracellular signal transduction; positive regulation of potassium ion import across plasma membrane; negative regulation of sodium ion transport
Cellular component (GO): cytoplasm
Molecular function (GO): chloride channel inhibitor activity; protein serine/threonine kinase activity; potassium channel inhibitor activity
Source: RefSeq, a predicted model, not a curated record